GGAUUUCGUCAUGUGCCCGUCACAUGAUCCACAAGAUGGCCGGACAGAAAGUCUCGCUGCUCUUCCUCUCCGUGUUUCUGGUCGCCAGCCAGGCGCACAGCCUGCACGGCAAACCCUGUCUCGUGCGGUCCAACAACAGGCAUCUCCUGGGAGUGAAGACCUAUCCGCGACCAUGGGAGUACCUGAAGGUGUCGGACAUGCCCAAACAGUGGGACUGGAGGAACGUGAACGGGACUAACUUCGCCAGCACCACCCGUAACCAGCACAUCCCGCAGUACUGUGGGUCCUGCUGGGCCAUGGGCUCCACUAGUGCCAUGGCAGAUCGGAUCAACAUCCUGCGUAAGGGUGCCUGGCCGUCGGCGUACCUGUCCGUACAGAACGUGCUGGACUGUGGCGACGCCGGGACCUGCCACGGAGGGGACGACCUUCCCGUGUACGAGUACGCGCACAAGAAGGGCAUCCCCGACGAAACCUGCAACAACUACCAGGCCAAGGACCAGAGUUGCAAUCAGUUUGACCAGUGCGGUACCUGCACCACUUUUGGAGAGUGUGCCUCUAUUCAGAACUACACAGUUUGGAAGGUCGGUGACUUUGGGUCGGUGAGGGGCAGGGACAAGAUCAUGGCAGAGGUGUACAAGAACGGACCAGUCAGUUGUGGCAUUAUGGUGACCGAUGGUUUUGAGAAGUACCAUUCUGGGGUGUUUGCAGAGCACCAUAUCUUCUCUUCGGAGAACCAUGUGCUGUCCAUCGCAGGCUGGGGUGUGGACACGGACGGGACGGAGUACUGGAUCGGCAGGAACUCUUGGGGAACUCCAUGGGGCGAGGGCGGUUGGUUCAAGAUCGUCACCAGUCUGUACAAGAACGGAGAGGGCAACAAGUACAACCUGGGGAUCGAGGAAAACUGCGCUUAUGGCGACAUCGUAGGAAUGACCACCGUGUCUUAGGAUAGUUUAAGACAUGCCUCACACUUAAAGUCAUGUCUCACACUUAAAGACGUAUCUCACACAUGGAUGAUACAUAUUCUUUGUUGCACAAUCCAAGAGAUUGAGCUGCCAGCCAUUCUUUGCGUAGUCUUUUCUGCUAUCUUCCUCAGUGGUGCAAUACUGACUGCAGUUCUGCUUUCCAGUGCUAGGUGGCACUGCAGUGAAAUGAAUGCAGUCCUGAAUGUUGUUGAUUGUGCAUGAAAGAAAAUUGUAUCAUCCAUUUAUUUCACCGACGUAAUGAAACUAUUCAGGGGUUUGUGGCACAUUCAGAACUUUCAUAAAUCAAUUUUACUGCAUAUUAUUGAAUGAUACCUUUUAGGUAGUAUAACAGAUAAGUUUUGGUCAAAUUCAUGAAGGUAGCUAGAUUUUAACACCUCUUUAUGAUAAGCAAAUGCUGCUCUGAUUUGAUUAUGACGUGUAUAUCAGAUUUUUGAGGAAUGUAGUCAAAUGAUUAGGUAGAUUGCUGUGCAAUCGUACUGAUGGUUAUUGGAGUCUGACAUGAAUAUAUGUUGAAGAAAAUUUUUUGAAUGCAGCUAAAAUGUGAUAUUGAUAACAAAUGUAACAAUUCAUCAAUCAAUAGGAAAUUGAAAUACAAUUACACAAGAGUGCAAAAAACAUCAAUUAUUAUGUAUCGAUAUUCACAAGUUAACCGUACAUUUAUUCGGUACCCAGUAUAUCAGUUGAUAUUAUCUUGAUUACAUUGAUACAUGAAAACUUUUAUUGA
Messenger RNA from Branchiostoma belcheri (Belcher's lancelet), 1707 nucleotides. RefSeq names its product cathepsin Z-like. Gene Ontology annotation, molecular function: cysteine-type endopeptidase activity. The transcript has 7 exons. The record is from RefSeq and is a predicted model, not a curated record. Bases 24 to 944 code for a protein of 306 amino acids. Gene Ontology annotation, cellular component: lysosome. Lineage: Eukaryota; Metazoa; Chordata; Leptocardii; Amphioxiformes; Branchiostomatidae.